Meloidogyne enterolobii is the source of this 636-nucleotide messenger RNA. The record is from the annotation of a GenBank genome assembly. Lineage: Eukaryota; Metazoa; Nematoda; Chromadorea; Rhabditida; Meloidogynidae.
AUGGCCGCGCGCCUAAUUGGGCUUACCCUCGAUAAGUGUCACUGCGAUUAUAUGGCCUUUCUUUGUGAAUUUAAAAAUUUUAUAAAUAAAAAAUUUUUUUUUUCGGAUUUCAGUUUAAAAUUUAAAGUAAAAAUGGUCGAUACAAACAACAACAAUAAUAGUCAACUUGACCAAGAAGAAAGCCUAACUACUUCUGCAUCUUUGCCUGAUACUAAAUUUGUGACCAACAAGGAACGGCAAAUUUAUGGAUGGAUUGACCAAAUAUUGCGUAUUGAAUUGAUUGACGGCCGUGUUUACCAAGGCAUUUUGUUAUGUGUAGACAAUCAAUCUAACAUUAUUUUGGGAGAUUCUCGUGAAUAUUGGAUUAAAAGUGUCAAAAAAGACAAAAUUUCACAGUCUCCGUCCGCUCAAAACAAUUUGGAGUCAAACGAAUCUUCUUUAAAAACCAAAAAACAAAAGAAAAGAAACAAAAAAGGAGGGAAACAAAAGGAGGAAGUUGAAGAAGUUGAGACGAAUUUUGGGAGGAAAAAGGAACUGUCGCCUAUGAGGAAGGUUUUUAAAUAUUUUUUGGGAUUAUUUUUGGGGUCCAAAACGCCUUUUCCUCCGUUCCGUGUUUUAAUUUUUGGUGGGGUCUAG